This is a messenger RNA of Diutina rugosa, 1026 nucleotides long. Its product is annotated as membrane insertase. Gene Ontology annotation, cellular component: mitochondrial inner membrane. NCBI's taxonomy places the organism in Eukaryota, Fungi, Ascomycota, Pichiomycetes, Serinales, Debaryomycetaceae. Bases 1 to 1026 code for a protein of 341 amino acids. Gene Ontology annotation, biological process: protein insertion into mitochondrial inner membrane from matrix; mitochondrial respiratory chain complex IV assembly. The record is from RefSeq and is a predicted model, not a curated record. Gene Ontology annotation, molecular function: membrane insertase activity. The transcript has a single exon.
AUGCUUUUCCUUAAGCUUCUGAGUCGAAGGUUUGGUAAUGGUUUGGCUUACAAUAAUCCGGGGUUUUUAAUGGGGAGAAGAGGUUUGUCAUUUGAUCCUCACUCCAUUAUACAAACUAUGACGCUGUCGCUUGAGGCAGUACAUGCAUCUACUGGUCUUCCAUGGUGGGCCCUCAUUCCUUUGACAACUUUUACUCUCAGGUCACUUUGGACAUUACCGUUGGCCGUUCUUCAACGGCGUCGGAUAACAAAGCAACUGAGGCUUCGACCCAUCGUUAGCGCGAUGUCCCCAAUCUUUAAGCAUAAUCUUGCCAAGCAGGUUAAUAAGGCAAAGGCCGAGGCAGCAACGGUGACGACUCAUACGAAUACCAAAUCAGAUACCACUUACAUGCCCAAACACCCUCUCGUGAAUAUCAAAUACGAGGAAAUGCUUGUACUUACUGCUAAGGAAGUGCGUAAGCGGCAAAAAAAGUUGUUCAAAGACAAUGGUGUUCCCAUAUGGAAAAACUUCAUAUUGCCAACGUUCCAAGUACCCCUUUGGAUAGCAAUGUCACUAACCAUGCGCGAUCUUUCUGGCUGGUCUACCUGGUUUUCCGCGGUCAAUAAGCCAUUGGAUCAAUCGUUAUAUUCCGAAGGGGCAUUAUGGUUUCAGGAUUUAGCAGUUCUGGACCCAUAUCAUGUGUUUCCCAUUCUUAUUGGAAUAACAGCUCUAGGGAACAUCGAAUGGCUUUUCAAAACAUUACAAUUAUCUCGUAACUCCCAACGACAAAAGAUGAGAAUUACCUUAGCUGAUGCAAUGGGUAAUAUUCUGAGGUUAGCGGUUGUAUUUCUCAUGGCCAUUUCAUACCAUGCACCGGUAGCGUUGUGUUUGUAUUGGUUAUCAUCGCAGGUGUACUCUUUGAUACAAAAUGUGAUACUCGACCUCGUAAUGCCUGUUACCUUCUUGAAGAAUAGACGCCUUUCUGGCAAAGACCAAAAGAAUCCCAAUGCGUUUAAUAUUGUUGUUGAGCGUAAUGAUUCCUUGUAA